CGGAAACUAGUAGACCGUGGAGAGAUUGGUCAGAGUGUACAAAGUGCUGUUGUCUGAUCAAACAUCUUCCCUGUCAGUACAUAGCAGCACACAUCAGUAGAGAGACAGAGACAUGAGCAAUUCAUCUGAAGAUCUCCUGAUCAUCUAUGAGGCAGAGGCCGAGCAGUGGGCAUCAUACCUGCACUUCCAUCUGGUAGGGCCAAUUCCUGAGGCUGGCAUCUGUUGUUAUGAUAUUGCUUUGGUGACAAGUCGCCAGGAUGACUUCCUGCGACUUAGUGGAUACAAAUGUAAGCUGCUUAUCCUGUCGCGUGGCAUGCUGGAGGGGCUAUGCCAGCUCCGGCGGUACUUUCUGAAUCGUGUAUUACGACCAGAGACAAGUGUGGUGAUUCUCUUAUGUGGAGUGGAAAGCUUGGAUCCUCUGCUAGAGCUGGUUCCACUAAAGAGAGAGCAGUGUCUCCAAAUCUCCAGCGAGCAGGAGCCCCGGGACUAUCAACUUGCUGUGGCAGAGAUUGUUCACAAAGGUGGACAGGAAGCAGCAGAGGAUGGACUAUCACUCCAGAAGCUGAAAAUACAGAAGAAACUGUCUAGUGGUGCUCUGGUCACAAAUCAGUCUUUACUGGUUCUACCCAGCCGUGUACCAUGUGAGGUGAGACACACAAAAGUGUCUUUUUUAUAAUGUGCCAAUUUUAUAUAGACUUUUUUUUUUUGUUACUUAGUUCACCCAGAAAUUAAAAUUUUGUCAUCACAUAUUCACCCUCAUGUCAUUUCAGUCAUAAGACUUUUGUUCAACUAUGAAAAACAUUUUAAGAUUUUUUUUUUAUUAAAACCUGAAAGAUUUCUUUCACCUCACCUAAAGUUGAUGUAGCUGAAACUUACGUGUAAACAAAACCUAAAUUAGUUUAUAUGGUUUACUUUUUAAUUAGUUUCUUUAUAGACUUUGUCAUCAAUUUCUUAAUUAAAAUUUUGAAGCUUAAAAGUUUGGGUAGAAUGGAUUUUCAAAAACAGAAAACUCCCAGGUUUCAUAAAAAAUAUAUCCAAGGGCUUAGAUGGUACAAUAUAGAUUACAGCACGCAAUGUACAGUGAAAUUAAAUAUAAUUUAUAGCAUAACUAUUUGUAACUAUAAAGUACAGUACCUCCACAGUACCUUCUCAUAGGCAUAAGUGAACAAUAUGCAACGUUUGGGGAUAAGGGGCAAUAACCUGCAAAAUUAUAAAGCAUUUAUACUGUAGGUAUUUUAUAACUAAAAGGUACCUAUUCUAAUCCACAAUUUUCCGCAUGAUCAUAACUUAAAGAUGAACGUACGUGUAGGUAAAGGGAAACAAGUGGGGAAUAAUGGGGUAAUGACUUGGGAAAUUAAAGGUAUUUACACUGUUAGUAUUUCAUAAGACAGGUAUAACUAUUCCAAGAUUAUGUGGUAUUUAUAACCUACUGUGUUAGGCAACAAUGUUAUUGUUUAUAACAAGUUGCCUUAUUGUAACAACACAAAAUAUAUGAUGCAACACAUUUUUACACUAUGUACUGGUUAGGCUACUUAUUGUAUUAUUACAAGCAUUGUCACAAGCAUUGUAUCGGCGAGGUGCAAUACAGUGGAAAAGCAGAUUACCUGUUAGAAGAAAAUAUGAUGUUUAUGAAUCCAGGUGUCAAAUUAUGAACUAUUGUUCCUUAAUGUUUUAUUGCAGUGGCCCUUUUGCGAACAGGAUAUAAUUCAGCCAAAAAAUCAAAGCAUUUGAGAAAAUCAGUACUCUCCAUAGGCAUAAUGGUUUUUAAACUGUACAAACUACUAUCCCCAUACACCCAAUGCUGUACCUAAACCUACCUCAGGAAAAUAUUAUCAAUUUCUGAAAUUCAUUAAACAACAUUAUUGGCAAAAUUGUACACAAUGUGUGGUAGUCAGUUUUGAUAUGUGUUAUGUUAUUUGUUGGUGGUAAGUUGCAUGGGGGUUACGUUCUUCCACCUACACACUAGGGGGCAUAGACAGGGCCUUACGGUAGUUGUGGAGGCUAUAUGAGUAAGACAGGUAAACCAGUGGAUGAGAAUUACAAUCAGGAGAACCCACAUAGUUUUUCAACCGUGCAUGCCUGCAGGUGUGGAUGUUUGUGAUGGAUUUUGUCAUGUUCAGCUAUUAGCACCAUGUUUAAUGUUGCUUGCAUACGUAUGAGCUCAAUUUACAUAAGUAAAUGCAAGCAGCAGUGUUUGUAAGUAAUUCUACUCUGCAUAAAAUAAAGUGUUAAUCGAGUGCCAUGGCAGACGUGAUUUAUUGCACCAUUACGCGUUGGAGACGACUUCAAAUUAUUAUUAUUUAUUAUUUUGUAUUAUUUUGUAAUUUCUUUCAAAUAGCCUCAUAAACAUAUAUAUUUUUUUCUUUCUGAUCAUUAAUGCAGCCAAAUAUUUUUCUUAUAUAAAUGGAAAACUCUUUGGAUGUGUUUGUGACAAACACAAUUUCUUUACUUCAGAAAACUUUUUAAAUGUAUGACUGAACUUUUAUCAUUUGACAGAUCUAUGUUUCAGAUUAUUUACCCGAGGAUUGCAUGUUGUUUUCUAAUGUUCACUUAACUUUUAUUGGUGUAAAUGUUCAUAUCUAGAACACAAAACAUUGUUUUGGGGAUACAGAUGAAGCUUCAUGCUUAUCAAGCAGUUUUAUUUUUGUUCCCACUUUAUAUUAGGUGGCCUUAACUACUAUGUACUUACAUAAAAAAAUAAGUACAAUGUACUUAUUGUGUUCAUAUUGUAUUGUAAAACACUUUUGCUGCUAUUGAGUUGCGAUAGGGGUAAGGUUAGGGAGAGGGUUGGAGGUAUGGGUAAGUUUAAGAGUGGGUUAAGGUGUAAAGUAUGGGUCAACAGUGUAAUUAUAAAUGUAAAUACACUGUUAAUGUAUAAAUGUAAAUACAGAUGUAAUUACAUGUAGUUUUUUUUUUUUUUUCUAAGUACAAUGUAAAAACAUGUAUGUACAGAAUAAGUACAUUGUACUAUAUUAUUAAUUAAAAUGUAAGUACAUAGUAGUUAAGGCCACUUAAUAUAAAGUGGGUCCUUAUUUUUUUCUGACCAUUUGUAGGUAUCAUGUCAUUUUAAAUGAUUUACUAAAAGAUUAAAAGCACCAGAAUCUGGGAUUUUCAGCAUGAAAGAGUUGUACAAGCUGAGGAUUUUGAACUAUUAUCAUAACUUCCUUUUGACCCUAAUAAACUGGUAAUGAAUUCUGUGGCAGGUGAAACAGUAUACUGUUCUCAUAAUAUGUGUAAAUAGCAGCACUAAAAGUAUUUUUGCAUGCCAGCAGAUUUUUUGGUCUAAAAAUCACAAUAUUGUUGACACACUUUUUUUUUCCAUAUACCCCUAGAUUUAGACAUAUUGUUAAGAUUUUGGAUGGUCAUUCAGUUUGUUGCUAGUUUGUUGGGCUGUGUAUGUUUUUAGGUGAAGACUCCUCUUUGUGAGCUGUCUUCAUAAUAGGAAUAAAUGAACAUUAAAAAAUUUAGUAACAGUCUUUCUCUUAGAGAUUUCUUUUAGUGCAACUUCACAAAGUGCGAUUACAUGAAACAUCAACACAGAAAGGAAGUCUGUUUUACCCUACAAACUAUUACAACUAAAACAAAUCAACUAUUGCACUGAAAGCUGUACAUUGAAGUUUCCACAGUCUUGUAAAGAGUAUAGAUAUAUUUCAUCUAUAGCCUUUUGUACUUUCAAGAGACCAAAUCAUAGAGAAAGAUAUGUACUCUAUAAGAAAUAGAGUACAGCAAGAAAAUAAAUGUUUCUUAUGCAUACAGAUUUUGUAAAUUGUGAAAGAUUUUAUUUUGUAUUUUCAUUUUUUUUUAACUCCUCCAUAAGUUUAUGCCAAUUCUCGUAUGGGAAAGGAGCAUAUUGAUCACAUACCUUUUCAUUUAAGGAAAUGAUUAAACAUUUGACUGAACAUUUUAAUUAUUUUGACAAACCUCCAUUUCAAAUAAUUUUCCUUGGGGUGUUUAUCAACAGAAUAUUUUUCAACACAAUGUCAUUAUUCAUUAAAGAAUGUUAUCAGUUACUGUCGCCAUCUUCUUUGACUCAAAUAAAGCAACAUCUCUGGUGUAAGUAAACAUCUUAAAUGUGCUAAACAUCGUUGUUUCUCAACUUCAGUCAUAUUUGUGAGAUGUAAUUAAAACACAUUUGAGAACUAUGACAUUCCACGCUUUUGUAAAGGUUCUAGAAAAAAAAAAAAAAUCUAAUAUAAUCUUUACAUAUAAUACAUUUUAUCUAUGCAAAACAAAUUGACAAAAAAAAAAUCACUGAAUUACGAAAUGCAAAAUUGUAUGCAGCAUUUAGCCAAAGAGAAUUUUAGCUUUGAGCACAUAAGAGAAAUCCUCUCCUGUUCUCUGUUGUGAAUGUGUGAUUUUUAUAGAUAAUCAUUGAUAAUUGUUUUUGCAUAACUUUCAGGUGAUGAGUUCUCUCUGAUUGUGGUCAAACAUGCAGUGUAUGUUCAUAGGAAUUUAUGAACAACUACAGCAAAAAAUAAAUAAAUAAAAGGAUAGUCAUUCUGGAUGAGUCCUUUUUUGGUUGUCUUUUAGGACCUUAUCUACGAUCCUGUCUACCUGUGUCAAAAAGACACAUAAUAGCCCUAACCUCUACUUGAAAAAUGAGUCUUGUCAUUUUCUGUUUUGACUGUUACACUUAAUACAAACCCAUCUAUUACACAUAAAGUUAAACAUUAAGGAUGCCACAGACACUAUUUCCUUUGUCUUGGUCUCUAAAGAUUGCUACAGUAAAUAAAUCACAAAUCACAUGCAGUUAAUUAGUUAAAAGGGACAUUUUUGGAGCAUUUUAGACAGUCUACACCAACACACAGACACGUUUCACUGUAUGUAUUCAUCUGACCAAAAGGUUUCUACUUUUAUUUAAAAUAAUAUGGCAUGAAGUUACCGUCCUCAACAGCACAGUCCCCUGAAAUAUUGUAGUAUAUCUUUAUUUAUUUAUUUUUUUAAAUAUCUAAGUGUAUUUAGCUUAAAUGUUAGUUGAUGAUGUUGAUAUUUUUAAGAACAUUUGAUAUAGUUAAACAUUUUUAAUUUUAUUGCAAAUAUUUCACCAAACCUACAGGACUGAAAAAUAGGUUUACCAUCAGUCCACAUUUCAGCUGUUGACCAGAAAUGCAAGUGAACAUCCCAAGGUUACGAAUGUAACCCUAGUUCCUUGAAGGAAUGAGACGCUGCGUCGAAUGCUUUGGGGAACGCCUUUGGCAAAACCGACUCUGAAUAUCAUUUGCAAUCUGUCCAAUGGAAGGGCGUGACGUCAUGGGCGGGGUGACGCAAUGACCGGGAAGCUAUAAAAGCACAUGCCAUGCCGCUAUCUUCAGCUUCGAGUAGGGAAGCAAGCGCUGGCAUGGGUUCCAGGAGUAUGGCGAUACGACGCAACGUCUCGUUCCUUCGAGGAACUAGGGUUACAUUUGUAACCUUGGGACGUUCCUCUUCAAAGGCUGCAUUGAGCGCUUUGGGGAACGAUGUGCCCACACUGCCAGACUUACUAAAAUCACUGCCUAGUGUGUAUCCGAAGAGCACAGCUAAGGCGAGAGAAAGAAGAGCCAGGAGUAGCUCGCAUAUCUAUGUUGUAAAAUCUGACAAAAGUGGAGGCGUGGACCAUCCCGCAGCAUUGAAGGUGUCCAAUAGGGAUACACCUGCUAAGAAGGCCUUAGAGGCCGCCAUACCCUGUGUAGAGUGAGCCUUGGCUCCCAACAGCGGGGGAAGAACAGAGGACUCAUAGGUAACAUUGAUAGCCUCAACUAUCCAACGACUAAGGUUCUGUGUAGUUGCAGAAAAAAAAUCCCACUUUGGUGGGACCAUGGCACACAGGCCGUCGGUCCGUCUUUGUCCACAGGGCAGUUCUGUGGACGUAUGUGUCUAGCACUUGAGCUGGAUACAUACAAUUAGGAGGAAAGCAGAAGGCCUGCAGUACUACUGAUUGUGGUGGGACAGAGGGAUUUUUUUUUACAUAACCCACUCGAGGGUAUAAGAGUGCUUUGGCCAUGGCGGGCACAAAGUCUAGGUAGGUAGGGGCCAUUGAAGGGGCCUACAGUUUAAAGGGUCAGAUGUAUAUCUCAAAUAUCCUGAGCUGGCUCAAAUGGAGCUUACACAGAGCCUCUAAAACCACAACCAAUCCCAGGGGGGAAACAGGACUCUACUGGAGGCCUCAGCCUCAGUGCACUAUGGAGGACACAUGUCACUAUGGGGUGUCUACCGACUGAUUGAUCACUGGAAGGGACAUGGUAAGCUGCAAUGGCCACCACGUAAGCCUUUAAGGUGGAGUGGGUUAACCCUGCAGUGGGCCUGGCUUGUAGAAACUCCAGAACUGUACCGAUUGGGCAGUUAACAGGGUCAAGCUGGUGGCCUCUAAGAGUUUCCACCUCAGGGCAUACAGUUUCCUCGUUGAGGGUGCUCUGGAUUGGAGGUGGGUCUCGGCAACCUCAGUUGAGGGACUGGAUGCUAUGAGUUGUGCCCCCUCAGGAGCCACACCCACAGUUUCCACAACUCUGGGCAAAGGUGAAAUAUCUCUUGAGUCGCAAAGAGUUCCAAAAACUCUCCAUAUCUGCUUCACCACCUUGGGGUGAAACCACCCGGGCCUCGGCCCGUCUCGACAGUAUGUCUGUUCCCACAGUCAAUCUCCCAGGAAUUUACACUGCUCCAGAAGAGAUGAGUUUGUCCUGGGACCACAGAAGGAUCUGGUGUGCCAGCUUGUACAGGGGCACGAACACAGAUCUCCCUGGUGACUGAUA
This is a messenger RNA of Carassius gibelio (silver crucian carp), 6725 nucleotides long. RefSeq names its product B-cell scaffold protein with ankyrin repeats-like. Gene Ontology annotation, molecular function: protein tyrosine kinase binding; signaling receptor binding. Bases 113 to 676 code for a protein of 187 amino acids. The record is from RefSeq and is a predicted model, not a curated record. The transcript is spliced from 3 exons. Lineage: Eukaryota; Metazoa; Chordata; Actinopteri; Cypriniformes; Cyprinidae. Gene Ontology annotation, biological process: negative regulation of phosphatidylinositol 3-kinase/protein kinase B signal transduction; B cell activation; negative regulation of B cell activation.